AUGGCCUACAGGCAGCAGGCUUCGGGCAGUAGGUCUGGAUAUAUAGAGGACCGGUCAAGCUCUCCCAACCUGUUUGGACUCCAAUACUCGGUUUCCGUCCAGGCAGACUCCGAGCCGGAUGCGACUCGACUAAACGAUGGGCGUACCGCAGGCUCUCUGGAUUUGGGGAACUUGAUGCAGUCAGAUGCCAGCUGCGCUUCUGUGGCUGACGAGCGGGGCAGCCAGUCGAGCAAUGCCGAGCAGCAAGCCGUCACUCCGAGUACCUCAUUCAACGGUUCGUGGCAAGGCGCACGUUCUGAUAGCCGAUGCCGAAGCCGCUUCCGCAGAGGAAAGGGCUGUCGUGAGGGGGUCCGGCUCACCGAGGGGGCGGCGACUGCCGGAGCCGGUCAGCCCCUGAGCCGGGAUGCUGUACCCGAGGUCCUUUUCGAGAAGCAGCUGCAGCUCCUGGCGCUAGGCACCGUCGAGGCACAGCCGCACCUUCUCGAACAAGGCCAAUGCCGCGGCGGCAGCCGGCGGCAGGCGUUCGCGGCAGAUGUACAACACAAUGUCGGUGGACAGUUGCAGGAUGCCCGCCGGGAGCGGGGGCUGUAUAGGGCGAGUCCGAGUCCGUCCAAUGUCUGUUUGUUCUGCAGGAUGAGCCUCCGGGUCACAUACAGCGAAUUACCUCCCUACCUCCUCAAACCCGCUUGAUGGUGCAUGAGAUCGAGACGCCCGAUCAUGUCCCCGAGAACAAGAGUUCUCUUCUUUGCUCCGACCGAGUUUUGGCUCUCGACGGCUCCACGAUUCCUCUUGCCAAACAACGCCUUACAGCCCUCCUUGCUGCACUAGACAUCUGCGACCCUGUAGGAUAUCUCUUCGAGGUCGAGAUUUGUUGUACUGGCGGGCGAAGAGGGAGCGCGAGCCUUGAGCAGGUAGUAGC
Chaetomium fimeti is the source of this 919-nucleotide messenger RNA. RefSeq lists its product as uncharacterized. NCBI's taxonomy places the organism in Eukaryota, Fungi, Ascomycota, Sordariomycetes, Sordariales, Chaetomiaceae. The transcript is spliced from 5 exons. The record is from RefSeq and is a predicted model, not a curated record. Bases 1 to 690 code for a protein of 229 amino acids.